Corylus avellana is the source of this 1305-nucleotide messenger RNA. The record is from RefSeq and is a predicted model, not a curated record. Lineage: Eukaryota; Viridiplantae; Streptophyta; Magnoliopsida; Fagales; Betulaceae.
AUGGGUUCCAACAUAGUUCAGCAACAAAUCCCUAGAUUAUCAAAAGAUAACUAUGGGUCAUGGUCUAUCCAAAUGAGAGCCCUGUUUGCGUUUCAAGAUCUGUGGGAAGUCAUUACUGACGGAUUUACAGAACCAAGUGGGGAGGAGGAAGCUGAAUACACAGCAGAUGAGAAUAAGACUCUUAAGGAGCAAAGGAAGAAGGAUAAAAAGGCCUUGUUUCUACUCUAUCAAGCAUUGGACGAGUCUACCUUCGAGAAAGUUGCCGAAGCAAUGACAAGUAUGGGAGAUUUUAGCUUCCAUCUUCAAAUGAGACAAACGGGUGAAAUGGGUUCGUCUCCAACCAUUACGGGGCGAGUUCGAGGCUCUUCACAUGAAGGAUGGAGAAUCGUUCUAGCUAUUGAAGAGUCUAAGGACUUGGAGAAUCUUACAAUUGAGGAGUUGUUGGGUUCAUUACAAGUGCAUGAGCAAAGGAUGCGGAAGAAUGCUAAUUCUGGUGUAUUAGAACAAGCACUAGAAUCAAAACUAACUCUAAAUAAUCAAGGCAAAUUCAGUUGCUACUGUGGUCAUGGUAGAGGCUGGGAGCGUGGUAUUUUCCAACAACCAUGUCAAAGUCAGCAGGAGACUCAAAGCUUCAGAGUUCAGGGACAAGGAGGCAACCGAGGAAGAGGAAGAUCCACAUAUGGACCUGGAAACUCCAAGAAUAUCCAAUGCUACAAUUGCAAGAAGUUUGGACAUUAUGCCUCGGAUUGUUGGCACAAAGAUGAUGAACAAGCCAAUGUUGCAGAAGCAACAAAUGAAGUUCGUAAUGAUUCUAUUUUACUUCUCGCGUAUGAUGAUUUAGAUUCACAAUAUGAGAUUUGGUACCUAGAUUCUGGUGCAAGCAUUCACAUGUAUGGGAAGAAAGAUCUGUUCGUAGAACUCACAAAAGGAGUUCAUGGAAACGUGAACUUAGGGGACUCCUCCAAACUCUCUGUUGAAGGCAAUGUUCUUAGCAUUGGGCAGCUGCUCGAGAAGGGGUUCACCAUACAUAUGAAGAACUACUCUCUCAUUUUAAGAGAUACACUUGGAGGAAUUGUGGCUCGUGUUCCAAUGACCAAUAAUCACAUGUUCCCGUUACAUCUUAACAUAAAGUCUGAGAAAUGCUUCUAUGGACUCAAGGAAAGUGAGUCAUGGAAAUGGCAUCUUCUAUUUGGCCAUCUACAUUUCAGCGGCCUAAAACUAUUAUCUUCAUUUGGCAUGGUGCAUUGGUUACCAGUGCUCGAGCCACCGAGCAAUGUUUGUGAAGGUUGUAUACUUGGCAAGUAG